Molecule: messenger RNA, 6778 nt
Organism: Ceutorhynchus assimilis (cabbage seed weevil)
Lineage: Eukaryota; Metazoa; Arthropoda; Insecta; Coleoptera; Curculionidae
Source: the annotation of a GenBank genome assembly
CUCCACUGCUGAGAGGAGAGAAAUCACCUAAUUAUCUAAUUUACUACUAACUUCACCUCACUAUUGAGUAGUGUUGUGAUGAACGUCAGAUUUUUUUAUUUGAAAUUUGGAUAAACUUAUGAAAAUCCUGGCGAUUUGCUGUUCGCACUCGCAAUGACAGUGCGAAAAUAUAAUUAAUAUCGACAACACGUAAAUAAACUUUGCGACGUAAUUGUGAGUUUUUUUAAAAAAUCACAGCCUAAUUUUAAAAUAUCUAGAUGACAAAAAGAUCUUGACGUUUUGUUUAUCAAUCGCAAACUUCACUUUCACUGUCAGUCGGUUUCCCAGUUGUGUUAUUUUUUUAUUAUUUUCUGGCUGUCAUAACAUAAUAGUGGUUGUUGAGUAAUGUGCGUAGUCCUUAUUUGUUUAUAGAGAAAAAAUGGCAAAAGAUUGUGUAAAAAUCUAGAAAAAUGGGUGCAAAAGAUUCGAAACGGACUUGUCUAAGCUACGAAGAUGCGGUCAAACGGAUGUCAGAUGCUGAAUUCAAGCGAGUUUGCGAAGCUUUCAAGCGACUCACCAACGGCGGUACCCUUUUAGGCCAAGCAGCAUUUGCCCAAAAUGUUUUGGGCGAUGGGGUACCAGCCCUGAUUGUCGAAAGGUUGUACACCGCUUGCGGAGGCGGCCCCAGAGGCAUAGCCCUUAGAGAUCUAAUUUGUGGUUUGGUGUUGUUGACCAAAGGGUCUCAAGAUGAGAAAAUCAGAUUUCUCUGGACGUUGUAUUGUAAUGAUCCGGGCACCUACAUUACACGUAACGAAUUCCAAACGGCCUUGCAGAUGGAGGGGACGCUGCCGCCCCCUGACGGGGGCACACAAAAACCCAACGCUAAUUGGGAUCGUACCUUGAUUUCGUUGUUCGGAGUGGGGCAGGAGAAGGUGGGAUUUGAGGAUUUCAAGGCCUGGGUUAAGUAUGACAAGGAUUCAACUAUUUUGUCUAAAUGGCUUCUCUCGAACCCCUGCGUAUCUCUCAGCUCUGAAGUGGAAACACCAACUUUCUAUCAAACCUUAGCCGGAGUCACUCACUUGGAAGAACAAGACAUUUCGGAAUUGGAAAAAUGUUUUUGGACUAUACAAGGCUCUUCGGUUACAGGUCAUUUGGAUUUCAACUGUUUAUUGUCUUUGGUAUGCCCACCUGUACCUGCGAAAGCUUGCAGAGGGUUAUUUUUGGCUUUAGAUGUUAACAGAGACGAGCAUAUUGAUUUUAAAGAACUGUGCUGUGGGAUAUCUGCUGCUUGUAGGGGACCAAUGGCUGAAAGAAUGAAAUUUUGUUUCAAAAUAUUUGACAUGGACCGGGACAAUUAUCUUAACUAUGAGGAAUUGGAAAAUAUGAAGCAAACAUUACUUUUUAUAGCCAAUGAAAACAAACUCACUUUUUCACAUCAAUUCUUCCUUGAACAGCCUCAUAGCUAUUUAGAAUUGGACCCAACUCACAGUAGAACCUUGGAAUCCCUCAACAAAAAGUUGGACGCUAAAAACGGCCUAACCCAAGAAGACUUUCUAAUGUGGGCUGUAGAGGACAACAGUCUAGUAGCCCCUCUGUUGGAAUUAUUGUUCCAAGUAUGCCAUGUUUCCCUAGGAUUGAAACCUUAUUGUAGACAUAAUGAAUAUGAAAUUGUCCAAGGCUGGUUGGAACGUGAAGAACGUCGUGGUUAUCUGGUAGGACAAUUUUGGUACCUGAUAUCUUCUGAUUGGUGGCAACAAUGGCAACAUUAUACAACAGCUGCAAGGAUGAAUUCGGAUCAUUGUCAUUGUCGCAUAGAGCCUAGAGGAAUCAUAGAAGAAGGCAUUGUAUGUGAUGAAACUCUAGUCAGUAACACUACGGAUUAUACUUCAAACGAGUUUAAUUCUAAUAGCAUGGAGUCUAUGGGGGAUUUAUUGAGUAGAGGAGAUAGUUGCAGCAUUGCCUCAAGCUCUGGCGUAUCAAGUAGCUCGGGGACGGCUUCAAAACGCGGCCUAGGACCUCCAGGCUCCAUAGACAACAGCAACUUGGUCUCGGAAAGUACCUACAAAGUGCCCACAUUAACUGGGGAAGGAGGACGUUUGAAACGCGACACGCCUCUAGUGCAACACAGAGAUUUUGAGCUUGUGCCCGAUUCGUUAUGGAAAGCGUUGUCAAUGUGGUAUGGAGGGCCUUUGCCAUUGCCAAGGCAAGUUAUCAAGCCUCCUGGCCGGUCGGAUGUCGAGUUGGAAUUGUAUCCGCUCAAUCUGAGGAUUUUGAGGCAUCAGAUACAGCAUAAUAUUGUUAGUAAUGCUUCGAGUUGGAGUAGUGUGGUGGGAGGUUAUGGUGCAUUGACAACAGCAGGUCUUCCAACUUCAUCCCCAGUAUCCUCAAUCAGACGAAACUUAGAUCACGUAGCUGCUUUUUCACGUUUGGCCACUAUCCAACAAGUAACCGACUUCUUAUGUGAACAUUUAUCGAUUAAAAACGAAGACGCUCGUCUUUGGCUCUUGCGCGACCAUCAACAGCCGUUUUUAUUGGAAGACGAGCGAGCCCAUCUCCAGGAUUUAGGCAUCAAAGAUUCUGAACAAAUAUUGCUUGAAGUGCGAAAUAAAGAUCUUACAUGGCCGGAGGAACUGGGGCAAUUAGCUCUUGGUGGAAAUCAUGAAUCUGUCCUAGCAGAGCGUAGGCCUACUAUAUAUUUACCUCCAGGUGCUACAGGGCUACAUAAUCUUGGAAAUACGUGCUUUAUGAACGCAGCUUUGCAAGCUGUUUCAAAUACUAGGCCUUUGACUAUGUAUUUUCAACAAGAUAAUCAACUUUCAGAGUUAAAUUCUAAUAAUCCUGAUAGUACUAAGGGGGCAGUGGCUAAAAAAUAUGCUGAACUUUGCAGGGAAUUAUGGGCUGGUUCUACAAGAAGCGUCGCUCCACUUAAACUUAGAUAUUGUGUUUCAAAGUUUGCUCAGCACCUUAGUGGAGGAGGCCAACAUGAUGCACAAGAACUGCUAGCUUGGCUCUUAGACGCACUUCAUGAAGACCUAAACAGGGUUCCAAAGAAACAGUAUAUUGAGCAAAAGGACAGUGAUGGCAGGCCAGAUGAAGUAGUAGCAGAUGAGGCUUGGCAAUAUCAUUUGAAACGGGAAAAUUCGAUUGUCACUGACCUGUUUCAUGGGCAACUUAAGAGCAAGGUAACCUGUAUGACUUGUGGUCACGAAUCGGUCAAAUUCGACCCAUUCAACCACCUAAGUCUACCCCUGCCCAUGGAAAGUUACACUCUAUGCGAAGUCCUAGUAGUACGAUUGAACGGCCAGACACCAAUCAAAUACGGCUUAAGAUUGAACUCUGAAGCUAAAUAUGGUGAAUUAAAGAAGCAACUCAGUAAUAUAUGCGGCGUCGAAGAUAAACGAUUAUUAUUGGCCGAAGUUGCCAGCUGCCAAGUGAGAUCUCUACUUGCAGAUGAAAGUCGAAUAAACCCAAACACAGCUUUGGAGUUGUUCGCUUACGAACUACCAAGCGAUUUAAGUGAGUUGGAGGGAGAGAAAGAUGAGGCUGAAGGAGACGGAGAUAUUGAGACAGAGGCUUCGACGGGUGCUACUGACAGCCCCCUUGCCCGCAGCCCAGAGGUAAGGAGUGGUUCGGCCAUUUGCAUGCCCAACAUUCUAUGCUUUAAGACUAAAAAAGAACCACCACUGAACAAUGCCAUACCGUUCAAAAGGUCUACGAUUUCGUUACAUUCCAACGCUUCAUCCACAUCAGGUGGGUUCGAUCCAUCUAAUCUGAAACGUCCACCAUCCUACCUGAUCGCUGUGCACCGCAAGACUGUGCGACAAGACACCUAUUUCCUCUCCCAACAAAAAAGCAAACCCAGCCUCUUUGGAAUGCCCCUUUUGCUAGGCUGUAGCUCCACGACCACUUGUAGAGAUUUAUACGAUUUAGUUUGGGGCCAAGUCACCAGGCUUUUAAGCCCUAUGCCUCAAAGUGAUCAGACCAAUCAUGCUACCGACUGUGAUGACUCACUGGGUUACGAGUUUCCGUUCACCCUGAAAGCUGUCUUGGCUGGAGGACAAAUCUGUGCCAUUUGCCAUUGGACGAAAUUUUGUAGAGGCUGUGCCUUGCCUUCUAGAGAUGAUCCUUUGCUGUAUAGAUGUGGUGGACCUACUAAUGCUCAAACUAUGUAUAUUGCCAUUGAUUGGGAUCCUACAGCGUUGCAUUUGCGAUAUCAAACUAGCAGAGAAAAGUUAUGGAUUGAAGAUGAAUCGGUUGCUAAAUAUCGUAAACUUCACACUGAACCAAUUGAUUUGGAUUAUUGUCUCAAAGCUUUCACCUCGGAGGAAAAAUUGCAAGAAAAAUACCAUUGUAGUAGGUGUAAUGAUAAACAACCAGCCACUAAAAAAUUGCAAAUAUGGAAAUUGCCUCCGAUAUUGAUAGUUCAUUUGAAACGUUUCGAUUAUGUCAAUAACAAAUGGGUUAAAACCCAAAAAGUAGUAAAUUUUCCAUUUAAGGACUUUGAUCCUACUGCUUAUCUUGCCUCAGUGCCCCAGGAAACCAUCCUCAGGCACCGUCAGCUGUUAGAGCAGCGACAAAAAGAAGACGCAGACGAUAAAGUACAAAAAAUCUUGGAGGAUGUAAGUGAAGCUUCCCUGUCAAGCACCCGGAGCAGUAUCCAAGAAAGUUCGAACCUUUUAAAGGACUCAAAUAGCCUCAUGAAGAUUCAAUGUGAUAGUAACGAUAAGCAACCAAUAGUUAGUGAUAAGCAAUAUGAAAAAAAUAACGUAAGUGGUGCACAAUGUAGUCGGGAGGACUGUACAUUGUUGAUGUGCGGAGAGGCGGGUAAUGAAGGCUGUGCUUCAGAAGAGAGUGGUAGGCUUAAUGGGAAGGAUGAAGUAGAUAGGGUAUCAACCAAUACACCAAAACAACGACCUGAAAGGUUGAACAAAGUCCGGUCCAGGCUCAUAUCAACAAGCCUCAUCAAAACUCCGAUAAUCGAUGAAAACCUGCGCGAUUACCACGAACACAAACUAAUAGACGGCCAGGAUCCAUUUGAUUUGAAAUAUCAACUCUAUGCCGUAGUGAGCCAUUCUGGUCUUCUCAACGGCGGCCACUACAUUUCUUAUGCAUGCAACCCCAAUGGUAACUGGUACUGUUACAAUGACAGUUCGUGUCGUGAAGUUAUCGCUGAACCAGACGUUUCAAGGUCUAGUUUGUCGCUUAGCAGCAAAAACUCGUCUUCUGGAUGCACUCCUUUGGGUAGAAGAAAAUAUCCACCUGGAAGUCAACAACAAAGAAAAGGAAGUACUGGUUCAACUGAUUCAGAGCGAGCGGCUCCAUUGGCCACAGUGGACACUUCCAUCGGAUCAUCGGUUAGUGCCAUAGAUAGUGGCAAUGCCUCAGAUUCCGGAGAGCGUAGUUCCAUAAAUGGCAAUAAAACCGCAAAUUCACCUUGUCCCAGUAGAAUGUCUACUAGCGGUAGCACUAGCAGCGUUAACAGCACCAAUAAUGGCUAUAGAUGCCCCUAUAACAAUGCGAAAAUUCCUAGGAUAGAUACCAGUUCCGCGUAUAUUCUGUUCUAUGAAAGGUCUGGAUUGGAUUAUAAACCUUAUUUGCCUAAAGUGGUACCGCAAGGGGAAAAUGGACUUUCCACCUCGGAGGAUCUGGACGAAAGCGAGAGCGACCUACAGUCAUCCAAGUCGCUCCCAGAACGUUCGCCAGUCCUGAAAUGGAUCCGAGAUAAAUUUUCUACAUAACGCCUAAUAAAGCACCCCAAACUAAAAAUGUUCCCCAUAUAGACUGAUGUGAUGUUUUAGUUUUUUCGAGCUGUUAUUUAUUUAUUAUUUUUUUUGUAAGUUUUGCAGGAUUUUAGAAUCUUUCGUUUCAAACAAUUAACAAGUUGAUCUGUAUUGAUGAAAUUGAUAAAAUAUGGGAUAAUUCGAUAUACAAUUAAAAAAAAAUUCGCUAGUGAGAUUAGAUUGUGAAAGCGAAGUUUUUUUUUUUUCAAAUCUCAAGCCAUUCUUUUGACCAUAUCAGUGGAGUCUUGUGUUACAGAAUUAAACUUAAAAAUACUCCUUUUAGUAGUAGCUUUCGUUAAAACUUUAAAAGUUUAUAUAUAUAUAUAUUUUUUUUUUGUUAAAAAAUAUUGUUAUUACGUGUUUUUAUUCCUGUAAUCAUUAUGUGCCGAGAGAUGUUUUUAGUAAAUUAUAGUUAAUUUAUUUUGGUUAUGUUACUAUUUUUUUGAGUUUCAUGUACACAUUUUUGUGUGCUUCCUGGUACAAUAGGUAAUAAAUCCUCCAGCCCAAAUACAUAAACUCAUUCAACCUUCGAAAAUGUCAUAAAUAAUUAGUCUAAGAGCUAAAAUAAUCAAUAUUCCCAGUGAUUUAUCAAUAAUAAUAAUAAUUGCUGAUUCACAUCGCACAUAAUUUAUUAGCUCUGAGACAAUAAUUUUUACUGCUUUGCAAAAAAACAAAAACCCAAACAGGUAUUUUCUUAUUAAUUAUAGUAGUUUAGGUUUAGGUGAACCAAAGAUAUUUUGUUUUAAAUGUGAAAUAAAAAAUGACCACAGAAUAUCCGUGUUGGAUCUUUCAAAAUUACAUUAUGAUCAAGAAAUGGUUAAUGUAAAUUAUGUAUAAUAUUUUACAACCUAGUCUGAUAUUUCGAGUAAAUUUGUAAGAGUAUUUUUAUUUUUCACAAGAAAAAUACUGCUGGUGUAAAGAACAUAAAAUAUUCCAAUUUUUUUUUAAGUGUAAUAAUGUUAUUGUAAUAUUAUUAUUGGUGCCAUUAUAUUAUAAAUAAAGCUUGUAUAUUGUUUAUA